This is a messenger RNA of Poeciliopsis prolifica (blackstripe livebearer), 2421 nucleotides long. It is a transcript of the gene phox2a, whose product is annotated as paired like homeobox 2A. Lineage: Eukaryota; Metazoa; Chordata; Actinopteri; Cyprinodontiformes; Poeciliidae. Gene Ontology annotation, molecular function: DNA-binding transcription factor activity, RNA polymerase II-specific; RNA polymerase II transcription regulatory region sequence-specific DNA binding. The record is from RefSeq and is a predicted model, not a curated record. Gene Ontology annotation, biological process: regulation of transcription by RNA polymerase II. The transcript has 3 exons. The coding region runs from base 389 to 1294 and encodes 301 amino acids.
AUUGUCUCGCGCCCUGCCGAGUUUAUUAUAAGCGCCGCGCGAGCCGCAGCGCGCUGUCAAACGGAGCGCAGCGCGGAGAGGAGAGGAGAGCUGAAGACACGCACAGACAGAGGAGGUGAAAGAGAAGAGAGAGAGAGAGAGAGAGAGAGAGAGAGAGAGAGAGAGAGAGAGAGAGAGAGAGAGAGAGAGAGAGAGUGCAAAGAACACAUCUGGAUUACCGCAGGGAGCCCCUCCACACAGAGAUAUACAAACCAAAAGAGUUUGAGGGAGGGGAAAGUUUGGAGAACCUGGAGAGAAGAAGCCCGACUCCGACGCGCCGUCACCGUCGAGAGACGAGCAGCAGCUGCGUGAAAAAGCCGCGGACCGGGGUCUGCGCCGGCUCUCCUCCAUGUAUAAGAUGGAUUACUCCUACCUGAACUCCUACGACUCCUGCAUGGCGGCCAUGGAAGCGUCGGCCUACGCGGACUUCAGCUCCUGCAGCCAGGCCAGCUCCUUCCAGUACAACCCGAUCCGGAGCGGGCCGUUCUCCAACCCGGGCUGCACGCCGCUGAGCACGGCCAGCUGCACGCUGGGGGCCCUGCGAGAGCACCAGCCCACACCGUACUCCUCCGUUCCCUACAAGUUCUUCUCGGACCCUUCCGGACUGAACGAGAAGAGGAAGCAGCGGCGCAUCAGGACCACCUUCACCAGCUCCCAGCUGAAGGAGCUGGAGCGAGUCUUCGCCGAGACGCACUACCCGGACAUCUACACCCGAGAGGAGCUGGCGCUGAAAAUAGAUCUGACCGAGGCCCGGGUCCAGGUGUGGUUCCAGAACAGGCGUGCCAAGUUCCGCAAGCAGGAGAGGGCAGCCAAUGCCAAGGCCAACAGCUCUGGUGGCAACACGGGGAGCAGCAGCAGCAGCAGCUCUGGGGGGAAGAAAGGUGGAGAAACGAGAUCUUCGUCGGAUGACGACGAGUCCAAGGAGUCCACCUGCAGCCCCACACCCGACAGCACCGCUUCCCUGCCCGGCUCGGCCAACGGGAACCUGGGGAGCCCCGCCAGCCUGAGCCCCAGCCCGGCCCCCGCCAACAGCGGCUACACCAACGCCUCCAGCUCCCCGGUCCUGCAGGGGCUGAAGCCCCCCAGCUGGUCCAGCCUGGGGCCGUCCAACCCAGCUGUGGCCCAGCCGGCUGCUCAGACUCAGGAGAUUCUGAAGGCCUGGCAGCCGGCGGACAGUAUGACCGGGCCUUUCGCCGGAGUCCUGUCGUCCUUCCACAGAAAACCCAAUCCUGGCAUCAAGACAAAUCUGUUCUGAGGUAGAGAGGGGGAGAAGACGAGGACCAAUCAGGAAUAGAUGAGAGCUUCAAACUUUUUUUCUUUGUUUUUUUUUUUUAAGUGGAGAAACAAAAGAUGCCCAUCAAGUUCUGGUCAGAGGCCAGAAAAUACCAGGUCUGGUAGUCCAGGCGUGUUAUGAAGCUGUACAGAAUCAGCUUGGAUGUGGACAGAUUACAGAUUCCUAAAACUUUCUCUAUUUAAUGACUUUGAACUCUGCAUUACAGGCGUUCAAGUUGUCUCCUGAACACUUCCUAGCAUCUUCUCUGUUUUUGUUGCGUACUCACAUUCCCACACUCUGUGCAGCAGCUCUGAUGAAGUAUGGAGGUCAGGUACGACCUAAAAGCAGAAAUCCAAACAUCGCUCAUCUUUGCUGAGGAAACAAAGCAAACCUUUACCCUCAAGCACAACUAGAUACACAGACUUUUUUUUUUUUUAAAUGGCCCCAAAUCUCUCUUUGCUGAGCGGAACGGGGGUGCCUCAAAAUCCAAUUAGAGCUGGUGGGUUCAGACUAGACGCCUCCCCAGAUCGGCUCAUUCCCUCGUCCGAAUGUGACGUCUUAGAAAACAGUUGCCACUUUUGGCGAAUCUCAAAAGGGAGACGGUUUUUGAGUCAAACUUGUAGUUUAAGCUUGGAAAUUUGUGGGUCUGACUGCAUAAUGGAUCUGUUCUGCUGAUGGUAAAGCAAUGCAAUCCGUCCCUCACUUAAGACUGAAGAGGUUGCUUCCCCUUCCCUCCACCUGCUUUAAUCAACUUUUCAGACCAAACCAGAAUUACUUGUUCUAAACCUACAUAAAAUGUCCUGUUUUGUCCCUUAAUGCCUCAGUUUUGGGCUUUUUCAUGCAUUCCUCAGAAUGAAAAAAAAAAAAACAACAAAAAAAACCCCAACAUGUAUUUAUUAAUAUUUUUCACACAUCUUUGAAUGGCUGUAAAUUCUGUAGAUAGUAAUAUAAAUAUUAGAUAGUCGUCCCACUUUUUUUUCUGGCUUUACAGUCCUACUUCACUGCAGAGCGUCUGUCUCACAGGAACAUGUGAAGCUCUGUUGAAUGAGAAGUUACAGCACUAUGAAUAUUCUAAUAAAUCUACAUAAUGAAGGCACUACCUGACAACA